AUGUACCACGCACCGACCCGCUACAACCCCCCUAACCCUGGAGCGAGAGCUCUAGCUCGCCGUGGAACCCAGAAGCGGGACAGGGAGUUGACGUUCCUCCGCGAGCUCUUGCCGCUCGUGCAGUGGAUCUACGUGCGGCUCGCUGACCGCAGCGAACACCCCUCGGCUUUCUACCUGCCCGACCCCUCUCUCAAAAAACUCCUGGAGCAGACCCAGCGCACCAAGCCCACCACACCGAGAGACGUAGUCCGGGCCGAGCUGACCAAGUUCUUCCGCUCGAUCCGGUUCACGGAGGUGGUCUGGUCCGACGUGGCGAUGCCGGCGCAUAGGCAAAACGUGUGGGUUGAUCCAGAAGGCAUCUUCACCCGGCUUCUCCCCUUAGCCCUUCCAGAGGCCAUCAAGCACGCGAUCAGCGAGCUGCACGAGAUCCGCACGACCAUCGCGGCCCCGCCGCCCAUUCUAGCGCUGGCCUGGUUCUUCUACUACGAGGCCGGGGCAAAGGAAGAACGCUACGGUACCAAGCCGCAGUGGCGAGCUCACGUCUGGCACGCAGCAUUGCAGUUGUUCCGAUCGGACACGAUGGAGACAGCCAAGGCGUUCCUGUGCAACCUCGCGGGCAAGCGGUCGGUGAGCGCGGCAGUUGUGCUCCGCCGCAGGCAAGUGGACGCCGAGGAUUGCGAAAAGCUGGCGGGUCUCCUCAUCCACCUCGGCAACGCUGCCCUGUGGAUGGACCGAGAUUUCGAAACCUCUGACGCGCUCUUCCAGCUGGCCUACAAGAUCACAGGCUGGCCUCAUAUUGCAGGCAACGUCUGUAUGCGCAUGUGGUACGCCCUGACGAUACCGCGCAAGGGCCCUCAGCUGCUCCACAGCGCUGUCCGCGGGCUGUACGCUGCCCUCAUGGCGCACCUACGCGCCGAGCCAUCGUCGCGAGGUUAUCGACCACCACACCGCGACCAGCUUGCCGCGUUAGCCGCGGUGCUUCCCGAGGGCCACGCGUGGAAGCUGGCGGAGGCGGCCAACCUGCUGUCCAUGGGGCUGCGCAUGUUGGCCCGAAGCGUGCCCAGCCACCUCGAAGCCGCCAUCGAGUGGCUCGAUCGCUCCCUCCUGUUCACUCGCGACCUUCCCGAACACGUCGUCAUGGAGGCCCACAUCAGGAGCAACUACGCCCGGGCGCUCAUCGUCGCGGGGAGGGAGGACCUCGCAUGGAUUCAUGCUGCCGAGGCGACGCGCCUCAUCGGUACCGUGCCACCGCGAGGCACGCACUUCCUGCAGGAGACCAUCUUCCACAUCCGUUUCACCGACAUCCUCGUCACCCCCCUGGAGCAGUUUGAUGGGUCCGACGGCCAGCGCCUGCUUGACACCAUGUGUAGGAACGCGCUGGCACCCGUGAAGGAGAUCUACGGAGAGAGCGCGCCUGUGGUCGAGCAGUUCCACCAACAGCUUAUCGGGUUGUCGGCCGCCCUGCUUGCCCGACAGCCAUAUGCUCCGCCCGGGUUCUAG
Messenger RNA from Acanthamoeba castellanii str. Neff, 1500 nucleotides. RefSeq lists its product as uncharacterized. The record is from RefSeq and is a predicted model, not a curated record. The coding region runs from base 1 to 1500 and encodes 499 amino acids. The transcript is spliced from 3 exons. Lineage: Eukaryota; Discosea; Longamoebia; Acanthamoebidae.